Mauremys mutica (yellowpond turtle) is the source of this 1694-nucleotide messenger RNA. RefSeq names its product glutamic acid-rich protein-like. Lineage: Eukaryota; Metazoa; Chordata; Testudines; Geoemydidae. The record is from RefSeq and is a predicted model, not a curated record. The transcript is spliced from 2 exons. The coding region runs from base 98 to 421 and encodes 107 amino acids.
GGAGGAGGACCUCUGCACAGAAGAGGAAGAGGACUUGAUCACUGAGAAGGAGGAGGAAGAAGAAGGUAAAGGAAGAGGAAGAAAGGAACACCUGAUCAUGGAGCAAAAGGAAGAAGAGAAGGACCUGGCCAUGGAGCAGGAAGAGGAGCACCUGCCUGUGGAGGAAGAGGAAGAGGACCUGGCCACAGGAGUGGAGCACCUGGCCAUGGAGCAGGAGGAAGAGGAGGAGGACCUGGCUCCAGAGGAGAAAGAGGAAGACCUGGCCAUGGAGAAGGACCAGGCCACAGAGGAGGACAAGGAGGAUCUGGGUCAGGAGGAGGAGAAGGGAGAGGACCUGGCAAUGGAGGAGGACGAGGAUGUGGCCAUGCAGGGGGAAGAAGAAGAGGCGGAAGAAGAGGUAGAGGACCUGACUAUAGACUAGGAGGACCCAGGAAUGGAGGAGGAUGAGGAUGUGCCGAUGCAGGGGGAAGAAGAAGAGAAGGAGGUGGACCUGGCAAUGGAAGAGUAGGAGCAAGAGGACCUGGCCAGAGAGGAAGAUGAGAAGGAGGAGAACCUGGCCACGGAGAAGGAGCAGGAGGAAGAGGACCUGACCAGAGAAGAGGACGAGGAGGAAAAGGAGGAGGAGAACCUGGCCACAGAGGAGAGGGAGGAUCUGGCCAGAGAGGAGGAAGUGGAGGAGGGGGAGGACCUGGCCAUGGGAAUGGAGCACGUGGUCAUGGAGAAGAAAGCAGAAGAGGACGACUUGGAUGAGGAGGAGGAUAAGGAGGGCAAAGCCAAGUCCUCCUCCACCUCCAUGGCCAAUUCCUCCUUGCCCAGAUGCAUAAUCCAUUCCCAUUGCCAGACUCUUGCCCGCGGUGACAAUGAAGGAGCAGGAGAACUUCUGGGCUGCACAGUCGGGUGUCACGGGGACGUCUGUGGGAGCCAUUGACAGUGUGUUCUGUGUGGGCCAUUUUCCUUCUCUGACCCAGGGGUUCUCUGCUCCCAGAAUCUCAGCCAGGGAGGCCACCCUGCAGAAUAUGGCCCCGCAGUUUGGUGAUGGGCUGCAGGAGUCACCACGUAGCUGUGCAGCAGCCAUAGCACCUGCAUUGACCAGGGACCAAAACCUGCAGCCCUCACAGCCCAGGCUGCCCCCACGGAUGGCAAUGGGAGUGUAGCCUGGGCAACUAGCUGCUGGGCCAGGGCAUAUAGAGAGGACUCAGAGAUGCAGCAAACCAGUGGGCAGAGAAGUGAAGGAAGUAAGGGAAAGAGGAGAGCGAGGAGAUCGGGGGAGCUGCUGCAGUCAAGGGACCCCAGCCAGAAGAGAGAAGCUGGCAUCUGUCACCUAAAAAGAAGGGCUGGCGUGUCUGGAUUUCCUCCGCAUCCUCUGCAGUGAAGACAGAAGCAAGGAACUUUUUUAGCUUCGCCGCAGUGGCCUGGUCUUCCUGGAGUGCUCCUUUAGCACCGAUUGCCUAGUGGCUUUGCUGACCGUUUGGCAGACUUCCUGCAUCCCAUGUACCCCCUCCGCAAGCAAAAACAAGGAGCGCCGCCCCCCCUCCGAGCGUCACACCGCCCAAGGCCCCGCCCCCGAGCAUCACCCAAGCCCCGCCCCCCGAGCGGCGCCCCGCCCAGUCCCCACCCUGAGCAUUGCCCCGCCCAAGUCCCCGCCCCUCGAGCAUCAUGCUGCCCAAGACCCCGCCCCCUAGCGUCACCCAAGC